AUGGACCGAACCAUCCAAUCGCUGCUCAUCCGCGAGCGAUACUACCGCGAUACAAACCAAUGGGCAAAGCUCCGGUCCAGCUAUCAUCCGGAUACAUCGAAGACGCGCAUCGACAUUACCUGGUACCAGGGUGAUAUUGAUGGAUUUGUGUCCGGCUCCCGCGCCAUGGCCGCCAGUGGUACAGGCGCCAUCCAUACCAUCUCGCCGGUGGAAAUUCACUUGGAGAGUGACAAAGCCCUCGCGGAGUCCACGGGAUCAGUCUCAAUCCGUUUUCCGUAUAGGGGUCGGAGCUACGACUGCGUUGCAGUGACGCGAUUUAUUUCACGUUUGGAGAGGGUAUCCGGCCGAUGGAAACUCCUUUCGCUGGAGGCAAUUUAUGACCGAGACUGGAUAACGCCAGUGCUGCCGUACGCAUCAGAUAACGUGUUGCCACUGCCUGUCGAAGGGCGGGAGAGCUACAAGUGUAUUUCCUGGGUCCUUAGCCUGAGAGGUUUCACAAUUAAGCCAGAUUUGCCGGGCGUGGACGACCCUGCAUCCUGCGCGCGGCUGAUGGAAGAGAGUAUGGAGUGGCUAUAUGAAUGAUUCAAAAACAAGAAUUCCAU
Aspergillus uvarum CBS 121591 is the source of this 602-nucleotide messenger RNA. RefSeq lists its product as uncharacterized. The transcript is spliced from 3 exons. The coding region runs from base 1 to 582 and encodes 193 amino acids. The record is from RefSeq and is a predicted model, not a curated record. NCBI's taxonomy places the organism in Eukaryota, Fungi, Ascomycota, Eurotiomycetes, Eurotiales, Aspergillaceae.